UGGACAGGUGUGGUUAUUGCAAUGACAAUUACCUAGCUAUGGAGUAAUGUUUAGAUUAGGGAAAAUGGUGAUAGUGCACUCCCUCCCUCAUCUAAAAGCCAAGUCGUCCGUUACAUUUACAUUUCUAUUUACAACUACGUCGUGUUUUCCAUAAGGAUAUACAGAAAGGCAUGAAAGUAUAGCCUAUUCCCAGGGGCACUUUUAUCACACAGGACCUUUGCUAAUAGCAGAGUCCUUCCUAGUUGCUUGAGUGAAGAUGGCGCAGGCACUAUCAGAGGAGGAGUUCCAUCGGAUGCAGGCUCAGCUUUUAGAGCUGAGGACACAGAACUACCAACUUUCAGAUGACCUGCGGAAGAACACAACUGAACUGAAUGCUGUUCGUCUGAAGACUGUGACCUUGGAGAAAGAUUACAUCAAAGCACAGAAGGCUCUGAAUAAAAGCAAGAAAGCUCAGGAGGUGGAUGCAUUACUCAGCGAGAACGAGAUGCUGCAAGGCAAGCUGCACAGCCAAGAGGACGACUUCAGACUGCAAAACAGCACCCUGAUGCAGGAGCUGUCCAAGUUAUGUACUCAGAUAGAGGAGCUACAACAUGAAAUCAAAGAGCUAAAGGAUGGCAAGGGGCUGCAGGCUGAAUCCUCCGGUACCAUCUCCAUCUCUGUGGAUGGAGAGUUACUGCGCCUCCAGGCAGAGAACGCUGCCCUUCAGAAAAAGAUGACGGCCCUUCAGGAGCGCCAUGAGAGUGAGAUAAAGAGCCAGAGGGGAGCGGAGGUCAGUGAAACCAAAGCCUCAGAGACAGAUGGCCUGGCUGACACCACCGGUGUCCGGUUGCACUCUGACGUCAGUGAGACCAGGGAGGACUCUGCAGCCGGAACCAAUGACAGACUGGAACAGGCAGAGGCAAAGUGUGCCAAACUGGAACAGCGAGUGGCUGAGCUAAGUGGACCUGCAGUGAGGACCCCCGGGCUAGUUAUGAAACAGGAUGCUCUUAGGUGGUCAGCACUGUGUCCAAAUCCAAUAACGCAAUGCUUUGGGCCAGAGGUGGAGCUGCAGCUGCACACUGAGGUGGAGGAGAAACGCCUACUGCAGGAGCAGCUCCAAGCACUAGAGUCAUCCAAACAGGCAGACAUCACUCAACUUCAAGAAGAAAUAGCAAAGCUCUCUGAUAAAUUGAAGAAAAAACAAGACUGCUUUCUGCGUUCGCAAGGUGAAAAAGAAGCCCUUUAUAAUGACAGCAGGACUAAAAUCAAUGAGAUUCAACAGAGGAAGGAGGAGGAGCUAAAGUCAUUGAACAUCCGCAUCCAGAAGUUACAGGGAGAUCUGCUUUCAGCCAACCAGAGUGUUGGAGAGAUGAAGGAGCAGCUACAGAGCCGGCAGAAGGAGCAUGAGUUAGUUCUACACACACUCAGAGAUCAGAUAGCGUGUCAGAGUGCUGUGAGUCAGGAGCAGGUGGAGAGUAUCCUGACUGAGAACGAUGCUCUCAGGACUAACCUAGUCGCUCUGGAACAGAUUCAGACGGUGAAGACUCAGGAGAUGAACCUUCUGCGUGACCAAAACACGGCUCUGAACGUUGAGCUGCAGCAGAGACGGACGGAGCAGGAGAGCUUCCUGGCACAGAGAGAUGACCUUAACUCUCAGCUACAGGAGGGGAACCGUGCCAACAGCAGACUGUUGGAACAGCUGACUGUAUUGGACCAAUGGAAAGACCGAUUACAGCAAGAGCUGGAGGAGGCUAAAAAGACAGCUGACAAGCGGAAGGCCAUGCUGGAUGAACUGGCCAUGGAGAUAAUCACAGAGAAGUCCCGGCACAAGGAGGAGCUGAGCGACGUGCGUCUGCAGCAUGAGAAGGAGGUGCUGGGGGUGCGGGCACGCUACGAGAAGGAGCUGAGGGGACUCCAUGAGGACAAGAACCGCACAGAGGAGGGGAUCCGCUCACAGCUCCGAGACGAGAAGGCUCGCAAUAAGGAGCUGGAGGGUCUGCAGCAGUGUGUGGAGGAGCUGCAGGCCCAGGUCCAGUCCAUGGAGGAAACUAAGGGCUGGUUCGAACGCAGACUCAAAGAUGCUGAGGAGAGCAUGGAGAAGAGCUGUCUGGAGUACCAGGAGAGCAUGGAGAAGCUGCAGGAAGAACACUCUCUCCAACUGGAGUUAAAGGCAUCUGAUAUAGAUGGUGUGAACCUGCAGUUGACAGAGGUAGAGAAGGAAAGGGAUGUGCAUUUUGAAACCAUUGGAAAACUGAAGCAGGAGAUUAAAGACACGGUGGAUGGCCAGAGGAUCCUGGAGAAGAAAGGUAGUUCAGCACUGAAAGACUUGAAGAGGCAGCUACAGCUGGAGAGGAAGAGAGCUGAUAAACUCCAGGAGCGGCUACAGGAGAUCCUUACCAACACUAAGACCAGGACAGGCCUGGAAGAGCUGGUGUUGUCAGAGAUCAGCUCUCCUAGUCCUAAGCAGCAGAGGGGAGAUAGCAGCAGUGUCUCGUCCUUCAGCUACGGGGAGAUCAUGAAGGAGGGAGCCACAUCACAGAACAUCAACAAGUCCGCCAGUGGCAGCCCCCAGUCCCAGCGGCCUGCUGACCUGUCUGAUGAUGAGGUUGGGGAGCUGUUCCAGAGGCUGGCUGGGGUGCAGCAGGAGAAGUGGAUGUUGGAGGAGAAGGUGAAACACCUAGAGGUCAGCUGCUCCUCCAUGGCUGAUGACAUCUGUAAGAAAAGUUCUAUCAUCGAGACCUAUGUCAUGGACAGCAGGAUAGCACAUGGUGCAACGGCGGUUGCCCAUCACGUGGGCCAGGUGGGGGGACAUGGACAUGGCUUGGGCUCUGUGCUCAGGGACCUGGUGAAGCCUGGGGACGAGAACAUGCGGGAAAUGAACAAGAAGCUGCAGAACAUGCUGGAAGAACAGCUGACCAAGAACAUGCAUUUACAGAAGGACCUUGAAGUUCUGUCUCAGGAGAUUGUCCGUUUAAGUAAAGACUCAAGUCCUGGAGCUGGCUCAGCUACGGGCUAAAAGACUGGAACAAGACCCUCCUCUCUGCCCUCUCUCUUCACCUGUUUCUGUGGCCAACAAGAGGACCUUACCUAACUGACUGACUGAACCUCUGGCUGGGAACACAGAUGAAAGGAGAGGGAUAGAGGGGGGUAGGAAGGGGUUAGUGCUCUUGAAACUGCUUUACUACUGAAUGUACUUACUGUAACAUGUCUUGGUUCUUUCUGUGGUAUUGUGAUCUGACUUCUGUCUGUCUGCACUCUCUGCCUCCCCACUCUGGUGUGAUCUGAAGAAUAGCAGAAGGCAACAAUGUCUGGAUGCCAGGACACUGUGCUUUACUGGUUCACGACUUCAAGAGAUUGUUUAAUGUUGCGAAUAACAAGAGACAUUCUGCCUACUCAUACAGAGGCUUAAGCUGUUGUGUUUUGCCUGUACUCGUAUUCAUUUCUUUAUACUUUCAACUCUGCAACUCUUGUUUUUGUUUGUAUAAAUCCUGUAUAUAUGAAAAACAACUGUAGUAAUUGAACUGUUCUCAGAGUAAUGCGUAUUGUAAUGAAACAGCAGGGUCGUUACAGUAUUGUAUAUGAGCCAAAAUGAUUGUAGAGGUUUUAUGUCCGUCAUACAUUCUAGAUGCUGAAAUGUCCAGUUUGAGUUUGUCUGGGGAAAAUGUGAGUAUCCUAAAGCCAGUAGUAAAAACAUGUAUUUACAAAAACUCAAUAACAUGCAUAGUGUUGAGGACUGGACCAAACCACCACUGUUUCUUGGGGAAUGGACAAAACCACUCCUAUCUCUGGGUCGCUGGACCACACCACCCCUGUGUCCACUCACUGGGUUAGAUCUCUGUGCUCGUUUCCUUUUAAUCUGCACCAGUCCCGUGACUGCAGCAGAAGCACGGAGGAGGCCUUGGCAGCUCAGCAUCUGGUGUCAACAUGAACAUGAUGUCCAACUCCACAGAGACUGGCUGGAUGCCUGCUUUGUGGGCUGCUUUCAAAAUGUCACUUUGGCUGCUUUCUCUAUCCCCAAUUAAGACUCCAGGUGUGGUUAGAUUUGCACAUUUAAUUCCGGCUUAACUCCACUUUGAUAUUUUCUAAAAAAUAUUAGAUUCCAAAUAAGAGGAAGCAGAGGAUUCUCUGUGAUGAGCAGAUUAAUUUGUCCCCCUGGCUGAGGUCUAACAACAGUGUCAGUUGUCUUGAGUUCAACUCUUCCUUCACUCUGGCAAAGCUCAUCAGUGUGCUCGCUGAGUUCAACAUGGACAGGAAACUCAUCACCAAUAUUUAUUAUCUGCCAUCAAUACCUGGCCAUUACUGUGUGUCAGAAGAACUGGCCCCAUGCCCUGUAGGAUGAGGGAAACAUGAAUCAUGUGAAGCUGUGCCUUCUAUUUCACCUGUCUUUGACUCACCUAGCAAAUGUCUUAUUUUAAAUGACUUCUCAACAUGACUGAACAGCAGUAGCUGGGCAGAUCAGAUGGUAUAACACAGGGUGGUAUAACACAGGGUGGUCUAACACAGCGUGCAUACCUACCUGUGUUAGCCUUUUAUACUUUGAGACAUGUUUCCCUUAUCUGAGAAUGUAUGCACUUCAUUCAGGCCUCUGUGAACACUUGUUUAGGAACGAACAGAUUGGUCAUUGGAAGCCCCCAAGAACGUCUUCUCUUAUGUACAAGUAAAGCUGGGCGAUAUAUCAAAUUAAUAUGAUAUAUUCAAAUGUAUUUUUUGGCGCGAUGUUUCAAAUGCCUAUGUCACAACAAUCUAGGUUUUUAUUUUAUGUUCAUUGUUGCUUCAUUGUUGGUAUGUUGCUUGUUAAAAAAAAAAAAUCAGGUAAUGUUUUUUAGAGCCCCAUUCAUGCAGUCCAAUUUUUGCUGCGUUCUUGCCAGGAUAAGGCUUUUAUACCUCCCGUGCACAUGCCGGCAAGAUUAGGAGUGGGAGGUGUAUUUGAAUAAAUUAAUUGAAUGUACACCAUCACAAAUACGUUUUUGGCAGGUCCUAAGAAACAUAAGACUAAUAAAAUAUGUUUUCAAGAAGAA
This is a messenger RNA of Oncorhynchus tshawytscha (Chinook salmon), 4997 nucleotides long. It is a transcript of the gene gripap1, whose product is annotated as GRIP1 associated protein 1. The record is from RefSeq and is a predicted model, not a curated record. NCBI's taxonomy places the organism in Eukaryota, Metazoa, Chordata, Actinopteri, Salmoniformes, Salmonidae. The transcript is spliced from 28 exons. Gene Ontology annotation, cellular component: glutamatergic synapse; postsynaptic recycling endosome; extrinsic component of postsynaptic early endosome membrane. The coding region runs from base 257 to 2995 and encodes 912 amino acids. Gene Ontology annotation, biological process: regulation of neurotransmitter receptor transport, endosome to postsynaptic membrane; regulation of modification of synaptic structure; regulation of recycling endosome localization within postsynapse.